This is a messenger RNA of Fonticula alba, 1936 nucleotides long. RefSeq lists its product as hypothetical. Gene Ontology annotation, biological process: mitochondrial respiratory chain complex assembly. The transcript is spliced from 3 exons. Gene Ontology annotation, molecular function: serine-type peptidase activity. Lineage: Eukaryota; Rotosphaerida; Fonticulaceae. Bases 82 to 1827 code for a protein of 581 amino acids. The record is from RefSeq and is a predicted model, not a curated record. Gene Ontology annotation, cellular component: mitochondrial inner membrane peptidase complex.
UGACCAACACCCAGGCGCCCGGCCCCCAGCCGGCCGGUGGCAUCCAACGAUGAGACCUAUGUGUCGCCCACCGAGCCGCACAUGUGGAGCACCCGCACAUUACAGGGACUCCUCAAUCAAGUAGGUCCCAACUGCCCGGGCGCCGUCCCGAGCCGGCGGCAGCACGAUCCUCCCCGGUGUCCCUUCUCUCACCCUUCCUCCGCAGCCCCCCGCCCCUCUCUUCUCCACCUGCUGCCUCUCUCGCCCGCUCUAUCCCCCCCCUCCCUCUCUGUCCCACACCCCCCUUGCCCCGGGACGACCGCUGUGCUCUCCUUCGUCAGCUUCUCUCCUCCUGCCUCCCCCCCCCCCCCGAUGCUGCGGAAGGUGUCACAGCCCCUCGGGAAGUACCUUUUUUCGUCACUCUUGGCUGGGCUCUUUACGCUCUAUGUCGCCGACAAUGUCGCGUAUGUGACCCUUGCCCGGGAUGAUGCCCUGGCGCCGGACAUCCGUCGUGGGGAUGUCGUCCUUGUGCGGCGGUGCGGCCCGUUCGAUUUGCGUCGUGGUGACGUUGUUGCCCUGAGGGCCGACUUGGCUCCUGGACGUCGGGAGCGCCUCCUCACUGGGGAGCUAUCCGGGGUCUCCUUCCGCCGGGUGAUCGGUCUCGGCGGGGAUCUGGUAAGUACGCGCCCGGAGGCCUUCGGCGUGUCGGCCCCUUCGAUCGGCAUGCCGCGCGCGAUGGACCCGCUCGAAUCCCACCGCCAGGCGGCGCUGGAGGCUUCCAUGCGAGAGGCCUCCCUGCUGGAGGCGACUCCCGGUCCCCCCGGGGACAUGGUUUCUUCAGACGGCGAUCCCAGUCUCGCCACCUCUUCCAUGCCGCUUGGCGCCGUGCCGCCGGCCGGGGCUCCCGGUGUUUCUCCCGGACCAGCUGACCCCCCGGCCAAGGCCGGCACCUCCCCUGCGGAAGCUGCUCCUGCCCCGGCCCCCGGCCCGGAGCAUAUUGCCAAUCACAAUGGUGGCUUCUUCGAGGUGACCCCCUUUAUCUUGCUUCAGAACAACUUCGCCUGGGUGGAACUGCCCGACGUGGCGGCCCGGUACCCGCACCUCUCGCCCGGGACCACGGUUCCCGGCAUUCACCCCAUACUGCUGGGCGGGGUUCCAGCUGCUCGCCAUGGCGUGUUGCCGGCCUCCGAGCAAAUGCCGGCCGGCGAUGCGUCGGCUCUGCUGGGCCGCCUGGCGGCUGGCGGCGCGGCCCCGACGCAGGGCCUCUUCGCCUCGGGGGUAUUGCUUCGAGCCGGGGCCACGGCCAAUGGGGCUGGCUCCGGGGCGUACGCCUACUACGCGGGGCUGGUCCCGAAGUUCCCGCUGUCCUACUUCCCGCCAGCCUCCUGCCGUGAUCGGUUCCGGUGUUCCUGCACACCGGAGCCCCCCGACCAGGGGCGGCCUCCGGCCGGCCCUGGUGGCACCGGGGCGCCCCCCUCGAUCGCACGCCCGGCCGACCAGGCCCCGCUGGACAGCAGCAACGUCGGCCCGGUGUCCAUGAGCCUGAUCGAUGGCCGGGCCGUAGCACGGCUAUGGCCGCCAGCGCGGGCGACCCACGGCCCGGCCGCGUGGUGGCAGCAAGUCGCCGGCAGCCAUGGCUGGCCGGCCAUGGCCGACUCGGGGUCCAUGCCCCGGGGCGCUGCCGCCCCGGAGUCCCUCUGGCCGCGGAGUUUUGCCCGGCGGCCCCGGUGUCCGUGUGCCCUUGUGCCCAUUCGCACGGCAGCCAACGACCCGGUGGUGUCGGCGUAUGUGUGGUGGCGGGUGGUCGCACCGGCCACCUUCUCCAAUGGCCGGGUCCUCUAUGUGUGACUGGUGUCCCGCUUCCCUGUUUGUCUGCACCUCUGUGCCCCCCCCCCCCUCGCCCCUGUCCCGCCAAAAAAAAAAAGACCCCCAACCAAAAGAAGAAGAAGAAAAGGAC